AUGACUACCUUUUCCAAGUUCAUCUCUAGAGCCUCGGACAAAGGAUUGUCUUUCUUCAAAGCGCUUAAACUCCCAAAAUCAAAAGAGCUCAUCUGGGAAGACGAGCAAAAAAAGGCCUUUAAGCAGCUUCGUGAGCACUUGGCUCACCUCCCAACACUGGCAAGACCAGUUGAAGGAGAAACCUUGUACUUAUACGUGGCAGUCAGUCCAGCCACCAUAAGCGCGGUGUUGCUAAGGGAAGCAAAAAAAAUUCAGCAACCGAUCUAUUUUGUCAGCCACACUCUGACAAAUGCCGAGACACGCUACCCCCUACUCGAAAAAGUCGCAUACACAGUCGUGGUAGCCACUCGGAAGUUGAGGCCCUAUUUUGAUUCCCAUCAAAUAAUGGUCUUAAAUGAUCAGCUGCUGGAAAAAGUUCUCGGCAAGGUAGAAAAAUCUGGUAGACUAGCAAAGUGGGCUUUCGAGCUCACUGAGUUCAGUAUCACCUACCAGCUUAGGGAAGCUAUCAAGUUGCAAGCCUUAGCAGACUUCCUAGCCGAGUGUUCUUAUCAAGAGGCACUUGACGAGGGAAACAAAAUUUGGACCGUUUUCACGGAUGCUUCAAACAACGAAGCUGAGUAUGAAGAAGCAAUUGCUGCUUUAGAGAUGUGUAUAGAAUUGGAAGCCGAGCAUAUCCGUUUAAAGACGGACUCUCAGCUCGUUGCAAAUAAGAUUCGAGGUGAAUAUGAGGCCAAAAAAACCUCAAUGAUUGCUUACCUCGCAAAGAUCAAAAUUGUCAUUGAGAAGCAGAAAACUUUUGAAAUCGAGCUGAUCCCAAGGAGUCAGAACACACAAGCCGACGCACUCUCCAAACUUGUAAGUUCAACUCUAACCGAGCUGAGCCGAUCUGUAUAUGUGGAAGUGCGCCAUGAAAGAAGUGUGGACCACGAGCCUGAGGUUUAUUGUGUCGCACACGAGCCGAGCUGGAUGGACCCCAUCCUGGCUUACAAACUUCAGGGAGAACUUCCCGAGGACAGAAACCUGGCCUCUAAGAUAAAAAGAAUCAGCUUAAGAUUCAUUGUCUUCAGAGGAGAGCUUCUGAAAAAGUCCUUUUCAGCCCCACUAUUGAAAUGCGUGGGUCCAACAGAUGCUGAGUAUAUCCUUCAGGAAAUUCAUCUCGGUAUCUGCGGAAACCACAUAGGGGGAAGAGCCUUAGCCCAUAAAGUGCUAAGGGCUAGAUAUUUUUGGCCAAACAUGAUCAUAGAUGCAAAGGAGUUGGUCAGAAAAUGCGAGAAAUGUCAAAAGUUUGCACCAGUCAUCCAUCGGCCAUCGCGAGAUCUUCAGCCAAUCCUAAAUCCCCUCCCAUUCGCUCAAUGGGGAUUGAAUAUUUUGGGACCAUUUCCAGAUGCUCCAUAUCAAAAAAGAUGGCCAAUAGUCGAAAAAGACUAUUUCAGCAAAUGGAUCGAGGCCGAAGCAGCUUCGAAUAUUAUAGAGCAAACAGUCAGGAAAUUCAUUUGGCGAAACAUCAUCACUCGCUUCGGGAUUGCGAAAGUUUUUGUCUUUGACCAUAGAAAUCAAUUUGAUAAUCUGCCGCUGAAGCGGUACACAGAUUAG
Chenopodium quinoa (quinoa) is the source of this 1593-nucleotide messenger RNA. RefSeq lists its product as uncharacterized. Gene Ontology annotation, molecular function: RNA-DNA hybrid ribonuclease activity; nucleic acid binding. The transcript is spliced from 2 exons. NCBI's taxonomy places the organism in Eukaryota, Viridiplantae, Streptophyta, Magnoliopsida, Caryophyllales, Amaranthaceae. Bases 1 to 1593 code for a protein of 530 amino acids. The record is from RefSeq and is a predicted model, not a curated record.